This is a messenger RNA of Coffea arabica (coffee), 827 nucleotides long. NCBI's taxonomy places the organism in Eukaryota, Viridiplantae, Streptophyta, Magnoliopsida, Gentianales, Rubiaceae. The record is from RefSeq and is a predicted model, not a curated record.
UCCUCCAUGAUGAAAGUUUUCCAACGUGGCCUCUUGAGUUAGAACUGAUGGAUACAAAUGCACAAUUGUGGUAUAUCAUCAGGGAAUAUAUCGGCAACUCUGAGGAGCGAGGUCUGGACUCAGCGGAUCUUGUAUCCUUUCUUCUGGAACUAAGCUUCCAUUCUACUGGAAAGGCUUAUAAUAUAAACACAUUGAGUGGUAUACAGAGGACUAUAAUUAGGGAUCUUGCUGAUUUGGGCCUUGUGAAGCUUCAGCAGGGAAGAAAGGAGAGUUGGUUUAUCCCGACAAAGUUGGCUACAAAUCUAUCUAUCAGCUUAUCAGAUACAUCAUCCAGGAAACAGGAAUAUGCUGUUGUAGAGACAAAUUUCAGGAUGUAUGCAUAUUCAUCUUCCAAAUUGCACUGUGAAAUCUUACGUCUAUUCGCCAGGGUUGAAUACCAACUUCCUAACUUGAUUGUUGGAGCAAUUACAAAAGAGAGUCUAUAUAAAGCUUUUCAAAACGGUAUAACUGCCGAACAAAUUAUUUCUUUUCUUCAACAGAAUGCACAUCCUCGAGUUGCAGAGAGAAUACCUACUGUGCCUGAGAAUGUCACUGAUCAGAUAAGGUUGUGGGAAUCAGAUUUGAAUAGGGUGGAGUGUAUACCUGCACAUUUCUUUGAAGAGUUCCCCUCUAGGGAAGUGUUCGAGGCUGCAUGCGAUCAUGCAUGAGUGAAAGCAGAAAGUUUUGCCUACAUGAAGGAGUUUCUUCGUGGAAAGAAGCAAUAGUCUUUUGGCACUUUCCUUGAACUCUACUAAAUGAUAGCAUGUGGGAUGAUGGAAAUUCCUUGG